AUGGCGGCGUCGUUCGACCUGCAGCUGGACAUCCAACGGUCGAUCCGGCAGGAGGUGGCUGCGGCGAUGAGCUCAGCAGGGAAGGGGAUGGGCGGCGGGGUGGUGCAGGAGACGUCGUCGGCGUGCACGGAUAUGGAGACGGAGGGGGCGACGAGGGUGCUGCGCAAGGAGAGGACGGCGAGGCCCGUGGUGGCAGGGGUUUGCACGGUGUGCCUGGAGGCUAGGAUUGACUCGCUGCUGUAUGGAUGUGGGCAUAUGUGUACGUGUAGCAUGUGCGGGCGGCAGCUAAUCGCGUCUGGGCAGGCGUGCCCGAUCUGCCGGGCACCCGUGAGAGAUGUGGUAAGGGCUUUUAUGGUGACGGAGUGAGGGUUUUUGUUUUGUUUUUUGUAUAGUAGCGUGUGUGUGUAUGUACAAGUAGAUAGUUGUGUGUUGUGUAGUUGUCGUGUAGUGCGGCGGCGUAAAAUAGGUUUUU
Messenger RNA from Chondrus crispus (carragheen), 472 nucleotides. RefSeq lists its product as hypothetical. Gene Ontology annotation, molecular function: metal ion binding. Lineage: Eukaryota; Rhodophyta; Florideophyceae; Gigartinales; Gigartinaceae. Gene Ontology annotation, biological process: DNA repair; DNA recombination. The record is from RefSeq and is a predicted model, not a curated record. The transcript has 2 exons. Bases 1 to 366 code for a protein of 121 amino acids.